AUGGAGGCAUUGCCUGCGUUCCCCAGUGCACCGGUGAAUUUUCUUUUUCCGGCUUUCUGGUAUGCGGCGGAUGGCCUGGUGUCUCGGAAAGCGCAGGAGAGAAGGCCUUCUCCUACAGAUGCUCAGUCGCGCUGCGCUCCAUCUCCGUCCUGUUCUCCCUCUUCUUUAUGUUACCUACCAUUCCCGGUUAAAGCGCUCGGCCCUCGCUUGCCAGCCUUCCAUUGUCUCUCUCUGGUCGUUGCACGAGUGAAGCAUCUGCUCUCAGUGAACACCGCGCAACUGACGCAGGAGCUCUUCUUUCUGAGUGACCGGGGUGUAUGUACACUCCACCCUUCACAUCAAGGGCCUCGCUCACCCCCCUCCUGCACCGGUCGACUUUUUUCUCGCUCGCACUCUUCACGCUCCGCUGUUCGUCUUUCUUCUUCCCCUUCUUCCGCGUCUUCUUCCUGCUCCUCUGUUCCCUCGCCUUCUCUGCUGCGGCGGUGUGGCCUUUGUCCGGGUGUCGAUUUCCGCGAGCAUCUCGCUGGUUUGCUCCUCGACUUCCUUCUGCUUCGCUCGGGGGAAGAAUCCCGCGAAGCACAGGCAAGCGUCCUCCUGCAAAUUCGCCUCCUCUCGCGCGCCCUCGCCCUUCAGAAGCAUCUGCAUGCACGCGUGCUUUCGCAGCGGAAAGAUGUCAGUCCAUAG
This is a messenger RNA of Neospora caninum, 684 nucleotides long. RefSeq lists its product as hypothetical. The transcript has a single exon. NCBI's taxonomy places the organism in Eukaryota, Apicomplexa, Conoidasida, Eucoccidiorida, Sarcocystidae. The record is from RefSeq and is a predicted model, not a curated record. Bases 1 to 684 code for a protein of 227 amino acids.